AUGGAUUCGAAUCUCUUUCCUCAGUUACCAGGACAGUGUUACACACCUGGGAGAGCGAUAAAAGCAACUCCGAGAUUUGAGGAGAGCGUGUGGGAACAACCUCGUCCCCUCUCUUCAGGUAUGGCUAUGCAAUAUCCUGCACCGUCAUCGCCUCCAACCACGCAGUUAUUGUUGCAAUCGCGUGUGGAUCUUAUCAUGAGUGGGAAGAGAGAGGAGAGGACGGGGGGAGCGAAAGGGUUCUUGAAUGGGCCGAUGGAGGAGGAGGAGCAGGAGGAGCAGGAGGAGAGUGAGGGGGGUAAAGAUCUGCAUAUGAGAGGUGGGGGGACGAUUUGUGAUUUGUGUGUGGGGAUUUGUGCGGGGGGCAUGAGAGGGAUGGGUAGAGAGGGGUGCAUAGAUGGAAAGGAGAAUGGUGUUUGA
Botrytis byssoidea is the source of this 417-nucleotide messenger RNA. RefSeq lists its product as uncharacterized. NCBI's taxonomy places the organism in Eukaryota, Fungi, Ascomycota, Leotiomycetes, Helotiales, Sclerotiniaceae. The transcript is spliced from 3 exons. The record is from RefSeq and is a predicted model, not a curated record. Bases 1 to 417 code for a protein of 138 amino acids.